CUCCUUUUGGGUACUGCACUGCAGCACUCACCCAUUUUAUGUCCAGGUUGCUACCAUAAUUUCGAUUUGCUGACGUCUUCGCCCAAUUGCGCCCGUCGGCUUCAUCCUCUCUGUGUGCUUGACAACCAUAGUGUAACUUGAUUAACAUAGCAUGGCGGACUGGGUGGAAAAGUGUCGAGCGGCCUUGCAGAGAUGUCCCCCCGGUCAUUCUGAUCGAUCAACAACUCUCAACGAUCUUGCCAACAGCCUUGCUGACCGAUUCGAGCAGCGGGGCUUCCCGUCUGACCUUGACGAGGCCAUCGAGCUCUUUCGGGCUGCACUACACCUUCGUCCCCCCGGUCAUUCUGAUCGAUCAUUGUCUCUCAACAAUCUUGCCCUCAGUCUGCAAGACAGAUUCCAGCAGCGGGACGUCCCGUCUGACCUUGACGAGGCCAUCGAGCUCCAUCGGGCUGCACUACUCCUUCGUCCCCCCGGUCAUCCACUUCGAUCAUCGUCUCUCAACAAUCUUGCAAACAGCCUUCAUGGCAGAUUCGAGCGGCGGGGCGUCCCGUCUGACCUUGACGAGGCCAUCGAGCUCUAUCGGGCUGCACUACUCCUUUGUCCCCCCGGUCAUUCACUUCGAUCAUCGUCUCUCAACAAUCUUUCCAUCAGCCUUCAAGACAGAUUCGAGCAGCGGGGUGUCCCGUCUGACCUUGACGAGGCCAUCGAGCUCCAUCGGGCUGCACUACUCCUUUGUCCCCCCGGUCAUUCACUUCGAUCAUUGUUUCUCAACAAUCUUGCCAUCAGCCUUCAAGACAGAUUCGAGCAGCGGGGUGUCCUGUCUGACCUUGACGAGGCCAUCGAGCUCCAUCGGGCUGCACUACUCCUUCGUCCCCCUGGUCAUUCUGAUCGAUCAUUUUCUCUCAACAAUCUUGCAAACAGCCUUCAUGACAGAUUCAAGCAGCGGGGCGUUCCGUCUGACCUUGACGAGGCCAUCGAGCUCCAUCGGGCUGCAUUACUCCUUUGGCCCCCUGGUCAUUCACUUCGAUCGUCGUCUCUCGACAAUCUUGCAAACAGCCUUGCUGACAGAUUCCAGCAGCGGGGCGUCCCGUCUGACCUUGACGAGUCCAUCGAGCUCCAUCGGGCUGCACUACUCCUUCGUCCCCCUGGUCAUUCUGAUCGAUCAUUGUCUCUCAACAAUCUUGCAAACAGCCUUCAUGACAGAUUCGAGCAGCGGGGCGUCCCGUCUGACCUUGACGAGUCCAUCGAGCUCCAUCGGGCUGCACUACUCCUUCGUCCCCCCGGUCAUUCUGAUCGAUCAUCGUCUCUCGACAGUCUUGCCCUCAGUCUGCAAGACAGAUUCAAGCAGCGGGGUGUCCCGUCUGACCUUGACGAGGCCAUCGAGCUCCAUCGGGCUGCAUUACUCCUUUGUCCCCCUGGUCAUUCACUUCGAUCGUCGUCUCUCGACAAUCUUGCAAACAGCCUUGCUGACAGAUUCCAGCAGCGGGGCGUCCCGUCUGACCUUGACGAGGCCAUCGAGCUCCAUCGGGCUGCACUACUCCUUCGUCCCCCCGGUCAUUCACUUCGAUCAUCGUCUCUCAACAAUCUUUCCAUCAGCCUUGUUGAGAGAUUCGAGCAGCGGGGCGUCCCGUCUGACCUUGACGAGGCCAUCGAGCUCCAUCGGGCUGCAUUACUCCUUCGUCCCCCCGGUCAUUCUGAUCGACCGACGUCUCUCAACAAUCUUGCCAUCAGCCUUCAAGACAGAUUCGAGCAGCGGGGCGUCCCGUCUGACCUUGACGAGGCCAUCGAGCUCCAUCGGGCUGCACUACUCCUUUGUCCCCCCAGUCAUUCACUUCGAUCAUUAUCUCUCAACAAUCUUGCCAUCAGCCUUAAAGACAGAUUCGAGCAGCGGGGUGUCCCGUCUGACCUUGACGAGGCCAUCGAGCUCUAUCGCGCUGCACUACUCCUUCGUCCCCCCGGUCAUUCUGAUCGAUCAUCAUCUCUCUACAAUCUUGCCAUCGGUCUUCAAGACAGAUUCAAGCAGUGGGGCACCCAGUUCGAUUUAGAUGAAGCAUUUAGACUGUAUGUGCAACUUUCCUACCUAUCUCAUGCAGUCUCGCGUACGGAUCUUACUGCUGCCAAGUCAUGGGCCACCUCUGCCGACGAGAUGAACCAUGACUCUGCAUUGCUUGCCUAUCAAACUGCAUUGAAAUUCCUAGAUCAUCAUGCUACUAUAUUGUCGACUUCUCCACGCCAUUUUGAUGUCGUCAAGAUGGCCACAGCUUCGCUCGCCAUGGACGCUUUCUCGUGCAGUGUUCGUCUUGGUGCGCUCACAACUGCUGUUGAAAUGGUGGAGCAAGGCCGUGCAGUAUUCUGGACCCAGUUGGCACGCUUACGCCCACCGCUCGAUGAACUUUCCCUGUCCGGUGACACCGGCGCAGCCUUGGAGAAAGAGUUCAAACAGCUGAGCUUUGGCCUUCGCAGCGCAUUCGAUCAGUCUAAUAAAGAUCAGUCCCCACAAAUUCGACAACUGACCAUGCAAUGGAAUGAUGUUGUCUCCCGCAUCCGCAUGCAGCCUGACUUUUCUCGGUUUCUCCUGCCCCCACUGUUUUCUGACCUCCGGAAAGCCGCUGAAGAGGGUCCGGUCAUCAUUGUCAAUGCUAGUCGGUACGGCUGUGACGCCCUAAUCGUCUCAAGCAGCCACGAUCCUGUCCACGUUCCACUUGAUAUCAUGCAGAACAAAGUCUCCGAGCUGUCCUCCGAGUUUCAGUCUGUCGCAGAGCAAUUCGGUUGUUCCAAUAAUCAACUCCAGCUCGUGGGCAUCCUACGCAAGCUCUGGCAUCAUGUCGUCGACCCCGUGGUCCAAGCCCUUAGGGUGUCAAAUGUUCACCCUGGCUCGCGUAUCUGGUGGUGUCCCACGGCUGAAUUCACUCUGCUUCCUCUACAUGCAGCAGGACCCUACGAGAGGGGGAGAGAUAACCUGUCUCAGAUUUACAUCUCCUCUUAUACCCCCACUUUGGCAACACUAGUUCGUGCGAGAAAGCGCGUUUCUCGAUAUGCGUCAACACAACAUUUUGUUGCAAUUGGUCAAGCGAAUCCGGACAGAGGGAAGGAACUCAGACAUGUCGCUCCUGAGUUAGACGCCAUAUCUCAGUGUCUUCUACCCAUCGUGUCAUCCUUCACACCACUCCGAGACGGCGACGCAACAGUGCAGGGUGCACUCGAUGCUCUAAACCAAAACCAGUGGCUCCAUCUCGCCUGCCAUGGAAUGCCGGAUCGGACACAACCGUUCGACUCUUCCUUCGCGAUGCGCGAUGGACCGUUGAUGAUCAAGGACAUCAUCCGAUCCAACUGGCAGAAUCCGGAAUUUGCAUUCUUAUCGGCCUGCCACACUACCGUGGGCGAUGAGAAGAGUCCCGACGAGUUGAUGCAUCUCGCUGCGGCAAUGCAAUUCUCCGGAUUUCGCAGUGUCAUAGGUUCCAUGUGGUCUGUUGACGACGAGGUUGCACUGCAGGUUGUGUCUCUUUUUUACCGCAAGAUGGUUGAUGACUCAGGGAGAUUGGACUGCACACGGGCUGCGGUAGCGUUGCACAAGGCUGUGAAAUCGUUGCGCAAGAAGAUUCCACUAGAGCAGCAGAUUGUAUUUGUUCACAUAGGUGUCUAG
Messenger RNA from Suillus clintonianus, 3643 nucleotides. Its product is annotated as TPR-like protein. Lineage: Eukaryota; Fungi; Basidiomycota; Agaricomycetes; Boletales; Suillaceae. The coding region runs from base 152 to 3643 and encodes 1163 amino acids. Gene Ontology annotation, molecular function: protein binding. The record is from RefSeq and is a predicted model, not a curated record. The transcript is spliced from 2 exons.